AUGCCAAAAAAUAAAGGGAAAGGAGGUAAAAACCGGCGCAGGGGUAAGAAUGAGAACGAAUCAGAAAAAAGAGAGCUGGUGUUUAAAGAGGAUGGACAAGAGUAUGCUCGGGUCAUCAAAAUGCUGGGAAAUGGACGGUUAGAAGCCAUGUGUUUUGAUGGCGUGAAGAGGUCAUGCCAUAUCAGAGGAAAAUUGAGGAAAAAGAUUUGGAUAAAUACCUCAGACAUUAUACUGGUUGGUCUACGAGACUAUCAGGACAGCAAAGCCGAUGUCAUUCUAAAGUACAAUGCAGAUGAGGCGAGAAGUCUGAAGGCAUAUGGGGAGCUUCCAGAACAUGCGAGAAUCAAUGAAACAGAGAGCUUUGGUCCUGGAGACGAUGAUGAAAUCCAGUUUGAUGAUACUGGAAACGAUGAUGAGGACAUCGGUGAUCUUUAA
Messenger RNA from Galeopterus variegatus (Sunda flying lemur), 435 nucleotides. RefSeq names its product eukaryotic translation initiation factor 1A, X-chromosomal-like. The coding region runs from base 1 to 435 and encodes 144 amino acids. NCBI's taxonomy places the organism in Eukaryota, Metazoa, Chordata, Mammalia, Dermoptera, Cynocephalidae. Gene Ontology annotation, biological process: translational initiation. The transcript has a single exon. The record is from RefSeq and is a predicted model, not a curated record. Gene Ontology annotation, cellular component: cytoplasm. Gene Ontology annotation, molecular function: translation initiation factor activity; RNA binding.